CAUCAUAGUCAUAGACAUAGAGCCGACUCAUUUGUGUCCGAUUUACAAUAGAAAUGUACGGAGUCACUGCCUUUUAUAAAAAAAACUUUCUUAACCUCGACGAUUAAACUGCAUAGGCAUAGGACAAACUUAGCCCAUUAUAUUGAGUCAAUGUCUUUAGACUAUAGAACCUUGAAACCUGUUCAUGGUAAAUAAAUGGCCGGUAGUCGCAGGGAGAAGCUUGGCUCCAUAUUUGCCAGGUAAAAAAUAUAGAAUAAUAUCCCAAUAAAUUUAAAUUAUUUAUAAAUUCAUCUUCAACUUAAUUUCGUACAUCAGUACCAGUGAUCAGACAUUAUCAAUCACCCUGAAUGAAUCACAACCAUAUGAAUAUGAUAUUUCACUAUUUAAUUACAUUUGGAAUAACUAAACUAAAUACUAAGACUAGGAAUUUUUAACUAUUAAAAUUAAAUACUUAAUGAAAACAACCAUAUUUGGAAUCACUAAGUAAGGACUUAUUAACUGGAACUGUCUUGAUUGAAUUAGAGUCUAUCACAAACUUUUUGGGGCCUAAAUAAAUAAAUUGGGGCCUAAAUAAAUAAAUUGGGGCCUUGUAACUUGUGUAAGACAAGAUGAGGCAAAACACUCUUAGAAAGUUUAGAAUUAAAACGUGGAGGAUGGUUUAGGAGUUGGGACUUAACCUGGGGUAUAUAUUUUCAUACCCUUGCAUAUGGAGUCAUGUAUUUUUGACGCCACUGAGAUAGCAAUGAUGAAAAAAGAAAAUAUUCAUUUUAUUUUGCAAAGUUCAGACUCACCCGGCACCAAAAAUCCUUCAAAAUCAUCUUUCUAACAUAAAAUAUUUUAAAAUGUUUAUUGUGUUGUAUUCAGAAUGUCUGGAUUGUUGAGAUCUGGGGCAAUAAAAGAAGAAGAUCGACCUAUUUGGUAUGACGUAAUAAAGGCAAUACCACCUAAGCCUGUUCCACCUCCAAAGCAAGUCCAAAACAUUUUAUAUCCAGAGGACUUUGUCAUUGCGUGAGAAUUUAAUUUUUUUUCUGCUUUUUGUAUUUUUAAUGCAUGGUAAAUGUACAUUUUAAUUUUAAUAUAGGUAAUUAAAUUGCUUAAAACUGUUUUGUCAAUAAAUUCGUAUGAUAUAGAAGCGACCAUUUCCAAAUUCUAAGUACAAAUGCAUUAGCUUUAUUAACAAUUUGUGUAAAUUUUUAAAAUGUUUUAGAUUAGUGGUUCCCAAACUUGCUCCACACCACCCUAGGGCACUGAUAAAUAGUCUUAUAAUUUUUCCUGUAAGACUUUGCCCACAAUUUUUUUUAGAAUCGGCCAUCUCACAGGAAUGAAUUGAAAUAGAUUACUUUUCAACAAACCACUAAAUGUUUCAUAGUAAUACUAGGCAACACUCAGAAUUAAAUAGGCUGUUAAACUCUGGAUUGUUACUAUGCUAUAGUGUAGAGGGCAUUUUUUUUCCCACCCUGCUCCUAGGACAUAUAGGAGUGUGUCUAAGUGCAUCAUUAUAAAUAUAUUGAUUGGAUUGUAAUACUUAGUUUUCAAACUCAUCAGUUCUGGUACCUGAUGUUUGGUAUGCUGAUUGCUGUUGCCAAUGCCUUUAUUUGUUGAUAAUCAAACUAACUUAACUUGUGCUGAUCAAUUAAAGUUUGAAAUGAUUUUGUUCUUGCUGUGAAACUCCUGUUUGUAUUAGAUUGGUUAAUUCAUCAAGUUCUUUUACUGAAUCAACUCAAGUUCUUUUUCAUAAUAAUUGCAAAUUCACAGACUGUUAAUUCCAUAUACACAUGUAUAGCGCAGCUCGCAAUCAGAGAGAAAUAAAGCAAGACCUUUUUCCACAAAGUUGUUUUCAUACUCCUGCACUACUAAAACGUAUGUCACAAAACAGACUAGACAAUACCUCAUAAUAAGCAUAAAAAUACGUCACCAAGUCAAGCAUGGGAAGAGUGUUCACUAAUUAAUUUCUCAAAAAUACACAGCGCAUAUUCAAAUAUAAUAUCCAGUCGCAACAAUUGUCAAUGAACUCCCAUACUCGCCACUUACGUCCUACAAUUUAACAUUAUGAAACAUUGUACAGGCAAAUUAAUAUUUUCAAAGUUUUUUGUAAUUACUGUAUUAGAUAAACAUGUACUAAAUUCAUUCUCUUUAAUUUUUUAAAUCCGACUUAAAAUACUUUUUCAUUACAUGAAAUUAAAAAAAAUAUGUUGUUUUUAUAACUAUACUUUGUUUUAAUUAAAUAAAUUUGUUUACUUAUAAUUCAGGCAUUUCUAUAGAACCUAUACUGAUCCUGAACCAGUAAGAUUAAACGACCACAAGAAUAAGACAGUACUGCAGAGGUAGAUUUCUUUUAGCAUAUUUCCCUACUUAAAAACAAGUUUUAGCAAGAAUUCUUUCAUUAAAUUUUUCUUCAAGUUCUCUGGAAUUAUUUCUAUUAGAUUAGCAAGGUUAUACAUGUAUUCCUCUUUAAAAAUAGUAUGACAGCUGCACAACCUUGUUCUAAAAUUAAGCUAGUGACAUCCAUUUUAAUACACAGGUUUGUGGACAAAUAUUUUGAACUGCAAAGCAAAAAAAGUGUUCCUACUGAUCAGCUGUUUAAUGAAACACUCUUGACUCUCAAAGCGGAGGGAAUACAUUUAAUAACACAUGCGGAAAAGCAGUCCAGAGUAAGUAAAAAUUAGCAAAUACAUUUGAAGAAAUGACUCCUUUUUCUGUCAUAACCCAUCUGAAGAUAUAAAUCUAAUUAUCUUUAUUUGCAAAUCUUAUUUAAUGUAGAUUUUUAGUUUUGAGGUCAAAUUGUUUUAAAAUUACUUCUAUGGAAAUUAUUAUUGAUCAUGUGUAGUGUUAAAAUAUGUAGUACCUCUUAAUACUGUAUACGGUCAAAAAAUAUCUAGCAUAAACAAUUAAAAUAUUAAUACUCAGUCCCUAAUUUAUGAUUAUACUAGCGGUCUGAUCAUUUUCAACAAAGAGCUAGAACAUUAAUUUUUUUUUAAAAAUUUAAUAAUUUUGAUUUACUUAGGUAUCUAUGACAGUGUAUUUCUUAAAAUUUUGUGUCACAUAUUGUGUUGAUAUUAAUUUGUGUAUGGUAGCCUAGCAGCCUAAAAUAAAUAAUUUUAUAAUAAUGACAUUACAUUUAAAUGGUUUAUUUUCAGACAAAAGGAAAAAGUCCAGUGUCGGGGGGAGAGACAUUUACAGAUCAAAUGCCAAUAACGGUUUCUAAAAAGUUGGAUGUAAAUAAAAUCCCUCAAAUCAAUCUUCAACAGUUAUUUGAUAAACCAGGUUGAUUUAUGAAGGGGGAAAAAAAUUAAUUUUUCUAAUAAAUGAUUAAACUGCAA
This is a messenger RNA of Lymnaea stagnalis (great pond snail), 3320 nucleotides long. The record is from the annotation of a GenBank genome assembly. Lineage: Eukaryota; Metazoa; Mollusca; Gastropoda; Lymnaeidae.